This is a messenger RNA of Glossina fuscipes, 1629 nucleotides long. RefSeq lists its product as uncharacterized. NCBI's taxonomy places the organism in Eukaryota, Metazoa, Arthropoda, Insecta, Diptera, Glossinidae. The transcript is spliced from 5 exons. The record is from RefSeq and is a predicted model, not a curated record. Bases 159 to 1388 code for a protein of 409 amino acids.
UUAGCAAGCAAUUUUUGUGAUGAUACUUGCCUUUUGUUUAACGAUAAUGAAAUGUCGAGAGAAUUUCAAAAGUGCUUAUAAUGAAAACUUCGAAGCAAUUCUUAAGUAGUCAGCCGAAAUAUUUUGUCAUUGGAGGUUUACAAUUAAAUUGAGUCGCUAUGCCUUCACGUCGAUAUCAAUUGUUUAUUUUGCUCUUUGUUGGGCUUUGCGGUGUACGAGCGGAAAAUGGGUAUUGUUCAAUGAGUCUCCCCAGUGAUCCUUCGGUUCGACCGUUAUUGGAGAGAUCAUUCGGUAGUCGUUCAAUUUUAAAACCCUAUAAGCCGCUAAAGUCGGAAAAUUACAUACACGCUGACGAAGAUGAAGUAAUUACUCUUCAUUGUGUCAAUGGAUUUCAAGCGCUGAUUGACCGUGUCAGUAUGAAACUUAGAUGCGACGGUAGCUCCUGGCGAGAUGAAAAUGGUAAACAAUAUUAUAAUAAUCACAAUUCAGGUUUUGAAUGCAAAAAAGUCGCAUGGAAUUUGUACGAAAGUUCGGGAGCAUUUCGCUGGUGCCCAGAAUACGCCGCUUCGUAUAUAAUAGCGAAGAAAAACGUCAAUAAAUCGCCAACGCAUAUUGCUGGACUGUGCUACGAUACUGAAAGAUUUGUAUUAAGUUCAGCCGCAUACAAUAUACAGCCCGACGAGUUCAAUAUGAUUAAAACAAAAUUUGACCUUAGAAAUUAUUCUUUUGGGAAGGAAAUUAAAAAUUUUCAGUCUAUAGAAGAAGAAGGAUUAACGCCUCUUCGUUUUGAGGUUAAACAAUUUCAAGAGUGGUUCACCUUUGGCAACUUUCAUUAUGCUCCCCUCAUCGAAAAUGAUAAAUUAAAAACUACACUAGACGAAUUUAGUUCUUUAUUGAAUAUAACAUGGUGGCCAAAUCUUCGUUUAGGUAACUGGAAGAAAUAUCAAAAUGCUUUAGAGAAGCAUACAACCAAAGUUGCUUACAAUGUUAUUAGCGGUGUCGAAGGUAAACUUGAAGUGCCAUUUAGCAAUGAUUGCGACAAUACCACCGAAAUGAAAGCUCUAUUGGAUUAUUACGAACGCCAUAUACCCGCAUAUGUAUGGAAUUAUUUGCAUCCUCUACAGAACACAAGCAAGGAGGUUGUGAUCAUAGCGUUCAACUCACCGUUUUAUGAGUUCUACAAAAAGGACGACGUCGUAUUUUGCGAGGAUAUUUGUCACGAAGUUGAUUGGUUGGCGAAGGCACGCUCGACCUUCCAAUACGCAAACAUGGGCAUAAUGUUUUGUUGUCGUGCUGAUAAUGUUCAAAAAUCCAAACGUUUCAAUAACUUUCCAAACUUGGUUUUGAAAAAUGACACGGAAUACGUUACGGAACGUCUAGUUUACUAAAUUGAUUGUUGUUCUUGUUGCGUUUAUUCUAAUUGUUUCGACGCACUAGUCUAACGCUAACGGGCUUCAACAUGUUGAAAUAUAGAAACAUUUAUUAAACUAUAAAUUGUAUAGCGUGUGUAAGUGUGUGUUUAUUAAAUUAAUAAAGCAAACAAUUUGUAAAACCUAUUCCAUCAACAUCAAAACACAUUUUGUUGUUGAAAAAGAAAAUAUACAUGCAAUGAAGAAAUCGCAAUAAACA